AGAGGGGGAUAAUCAGCGCUUGGAGAUCUUGGCUGGCUCGGCCGGUUGGCCCACAGGGUUCCUCACUAGGGCCGGCCGUGUUGAAUCAGUUAGUACGAUCGCGUCUGUCGAGCGAGCAGCUGCCGAUCAAAGAUUUUUACUUUGGAGUUUCGCGUGCGCGAUUUUGUUGGUUUUCUGAAACAAACUAUCGUGGGACGUAUAGUUCUCGUAUAUUAUUAGUGGUCAAUCAGCUGAGCGAAGGUGCGAAGGUGGAUCUUUUAGGCGGAACACAGCAUUGUGGUUCGGGAUUUCGGUUUGGUGAACUUGCGGCGCGGGCGUAUUGUAGAGAGUUUUCUUGCUUAAGACGGAAACCGAAAGUGGUUACGUUUGCCCACACGAUCGUAUCGAGUUUUUUCUUCUGUUCAAGGGGCUUAAGUGGGUGGCGGUGAAGAACCUGGCGCCUAGAAAACCGUAGCAAAAGCCGUCGUGCACCUUGGGAUUAAGUACAUGUGGAUUAUUGUCGUUUUUUUUUUUCUCGUGGAGGUUCUAGUGUAUCCGUUAAAAUUUGUUGAUCCCGGAGGUCCCAGAUUGAACAUGUUCAGUUGAUUCUCCGAUAGCCGGUGUUGAUCGAGUAGAUCUCUGGAAUUAAUAAUUUACAUACUUAAGUGCGGUGUUUGUGCACGGCUCCUCGAAAAGCUCGUCGGGACCUGAAGGACGUCCAAGUUGGGGGCUGAGCAAAAAGAUAAAAAAAAAAACAACACAACGCAAAAAGUGGUAAAAGUGUUUUUAUAUUUCAGUGGCCAUUCGCGACUAUAACUGGACUCCCGGGUCUUGAAAGUGCAUGUCGAUCGAUCGAUCGAUCUGGAUCUGGCCUCUCGCCGCCUCGCUUACUGGUCAACGACGACCAAAGGCCUUUGGUAUCGCUAAAAGUGAAGCAUAAAAGUGGUUAUAAGUAGCAAAAUUUUAAUAAACAGCGCAUACGAUUAUCUCCAGUUAAUCUUGGCAGCUUUUAAACCGAGCGCUGGCUGCUUACUUCAAUAUCUCAGGUUGGGACCCCUUGCAUCCUCCCGAGAAACUCCUAUCGUGACAUGAGCUGUGCCAAGUGACACCUGCGGCUGAAAUCUGCGCAACCGGGCUCUUUGAGACGAGAACGAAAUCCAGGCCUUACCCGGUGAAGAGUCUCCAGGCAAUAUUUUAAAGAUUCCUUCAAUAAAGUUGGCGAAGAAACCUGUGGGUGGGAAGAAACGACGAGGAUCGAAACUCAACGCAACUCGAAAUCGAAAAAAAAAACCGGUGAACAGAUUGCAAUCGUUGACGAUUGGUAGUGCGAAAAAAAAUUGAAUUAUCGAUCGGCCCCCUUAUAGAAGUGUCCCUCAUUCGGGUUUGAGUUUGCGCCGAAGGAAGGAAACCAGAAGCCGUCGCAGUCGCAGAAAGACGACGAACCUCGAAACAAGGAAUUAAAUACAAAUUGAUAACACAUUAACCCGGUUUCGAAAUUUGGAUGAAAUGAUUUAAAAAACAUUCUGACCGUUCCAAAAUGCAUCACACCAUGGAGGCACUGGCCUUCGACCAGAUCCCGAUCAUGGAUUUGGCGGACGCCAACAACAACAACAGUCGAGUAACGCGAGGUCCCGGAGCAUCCAGCAGCAAGGAGCAGCACAAGAAGGACGAAAAAUACUCGCUACGCCAAAGGCAAACGCGUAAGCCAACACCUACAGCGAAACCGGAGAAAAAGACCGUGCCCAAGGAUAAACCAAAACCGAAAGCUCCCCCUUUGAGUAAGUACCGACGCAAAACGGCCAAUGCCAGGGAGCGAACCCGAAUGCGUGAGAUUAACAGCGCUUUCGAAAAUCUUCGACAAGCUGUGCCAUUGGCGGUGGCCGGCGGAAGUGGGAACAGCUCACCGGUAAGCUCGCCAGGAAAUGGAGCCGGAUCAAGUUGUAACGAGAAGCUCACCAAGAUUACUACCUUAAGGCUGGCGAUGAAGUACAUUCGAAUACUAAAGGACAUAUUGAACAACAGCGAAAGUGGGCUGAUGAUCGACAACAAUAAUGAUCUGGACAUGGUGAAUCAUAACGAAAUUGAAAGAGAGGUUAUGUUGAAAGGACUGCUCCAGAGUGAGUCCAUUUUCAAACCAAUCAGCCCAGUGACGGUCAAACAGCAGGCAACAGAAAAGAGUCCCAGUCGAAGAUCCAACAGCAAUGCCUCCAAAAAGAAACCACGAAAGGCCAGUAAAGCCAGUUCAACGAAGAAAAGUACCUCUAACACUAGAUCCAGCAGACAGACGACAAUCAAGCCGGAAGCCCCCAGUAUAGACACCGGAAGUGAGCUUAUGGAUUUAGGCAUGAUGUUGGACUCGGACAACGAUUCAUUGCAUCUCUCGGAGCCCUGCAUGAGUCCGCUACAAACGACGGCUCCAAGCUUAAAACAACAAACCUUCAACAGCUGUAACGUCAGCAACACUGCCAACGAUCUGGAGUUUGGUCUGUUUUUGGAGUCUGACGCCGACUCGCUUCAACUUUCGGAACCAUGUCUUAGUCCCCUCGGUAACCUGGACUCCCUGAACCCAUUCAACGACCUACUACACACCGGUUUCAACGAACAAACGGCUUUAGAGUUAUACUUAUAACGUUUUCUUAAAUUUCCGCGAUCACCUAUCGACGCGAGUGUAUAAUUUCUGUUAAUAACGAUAGUUUGUAUCAAUCUUAGGGCAAAUGAAAACUGAAUAGAAUAUUUAAACAAGCCGUGAUAGCAAAUCGAUUCCUCCUACAUGUAAACAAAAUAAUCUAAAUAACAAAGCACUUAGUAAUUAGCAGAGAUGCAUAUCCGUUGCGAAACAAACCCACUUAUUUAUUCUCAAAGUGUCAUAUUAGAGCGAAGGAGAAACCCUCCCCCGUGUGUGUGUUGCCACCUUCCUAUCGUAGGGUUUCCACUACGAAUAUGUAAUUGUACAUUAUAUCAAUCAACCACUCUAGCAGUAUCUACAGAGGAGAAUGCGGAAAAUUACCAUCAAUGGAAAUUUUUAUUCGUGUAGGUUUAGUUCAGUAAGUGUUUGGCAUUAGAAUUGUUCAGCGAGGUAACACUCAAGCCAAUGCGCAAUGGCGAAAUGUUUCGCCCCAAGUAACUAUUUAGACGACUGGAAUUUUUUCUGAAGCUGGAACCAUUAUGUUAGACUUUUUAAAAUUUCACUAGAUUUUCAUUCAUACUAGAAAGUUCAGAAAUACUGAGCUUUAAAAUAGACGUACCCCCCAAAUUGCAACAGUGAUUUCAAAUUUAGUUCUAACAAAUAUUGGUUCAAAAUUAUAAUAAACAAGUAUGGUACGAAUAAGAACGAAGGACAUCCUAUUCUUGAGUAUCACCUUCAAUGAAAAUCCCUGAACGAUUGUAAAACAUUUCCUCAUAUUUUUCUUCAACUUCAAGGAAUCUGGCUUGUUGGAAAAAGUUUACAAAUUAUUUUGAUUAAUUUAUUGUACCAGCUUACCUGAUUCUUUACUUCUAACUGUUUUAAUAUAAUGAGGACAAAAAAAAUUGCAAACUUUUUCCAAUCCGCCAGAUUCCUUGAUAAAGCAUAAUAAAUAUGCCGAAACGUCGGAUGUAGUAAAUAAACGUCGUUUAAUGAAGGGAAACUUUUUAAACAUUACUGGAUCAGUUGAUACGAAAUUUAAAUAUUUUUAUAACUUCUUGGUGUUUUCACUCUAAAGCCCAUAGUAUUUCAUCAAUAACUCAACAACGCGACGUAAUUAGAUUUUGUAUCGUGAUGGAAUCGAUGGGGAAUGGUUGAAAGAUGAAAAUUCAACUGGUCUUGCUGUUUAAAACCUUCUAGAACUGUUUUAUUCCAAUUCCCCUCCAUUAUAAAAUUUCCGCGAAGAAAACCGAUGGAAUCGAAAUAAAAACAAUUCUAGAAGGUUUUAAGAAGCAAAUCCGGCUGGAAUUUCAUCUUUCAACCAUUCCCCAUCGAUUUGACCAUGUUACACAUGCUAGUUGUGUCGAUGUUUUGAGUAAUUAACAAAAUAAGAUUUUUUCAAGUUCAUUUUCACUCGAACUGUAAACCAGGCAUAAGUAACAAAAGAAGGAUAUCAAAGUUGUUCUGACCUAAUUGUUAUUUUUUUUUUACAUUUAAAAACAAAACAGGAGCUGUUGUUCCUUCAGCUGAUUUUUAUAUUUGAAUUUUUCACAUUUAUCUUACGGAAAUGCGAAAUCCUAUCAUCGGAUCAUAGUUAUUUCUUCAAAACGGUGUGACUAACUUAAUAGAAUUCGGUCCGAUAAGUCAGUGCAUGACAGUUUAGUUUAAAUUUAAAAAUAAUAUUGUAUGGUUUGAGUGUAACCUCCGAUAUUUAUAAUUAGUUAUUGUAAAACAAAUGUAAAACUUUCGGUUAAAACUUUUAUGCGUAACAACAUUGAAAUUUCCCAAAAUCCAUAUUCGAAUCAUUCCAACUAGGUUUAAGAUAUUUCUUGAAACAAUACAAUUACUACCACUUUGUAAGAUAUUUUAUUUCGAAUUAAAAUUAAAACCGUAGAAAUUUUGUAAAGAUAAUCCAACAAAUCCAUAUUGAGAGAGCAUGUAUUUGUCUAGUUCUUGAGUAGAAACAAAUCUUAGACAGGGGAUGAACCCUAUCUGACCUGUAAAUAUCAUCCAUAUGAAACUCCGUAAUGCCAUUAAAACAUGUGUACCAUAAAUAUCUAAUGUAAGUUGCGAGGAAAAAUUAUUGAAAAUAGAACUUGU
This is a messenger RNA of Uranotaenia lowii, 4702 nucleotides long. RefSeq names its product helix-loop-helix protein delilah (gene tx). The coding region runs from base 1517 to 2608 and encodes 363 amino acids. The transcript is spliced from 3 exons. NCBI's taxonomy places the organism in Eukaryota, Metazoa, Arthropoda, Insecta, Diptera, Culicidae. The record is from RefSeq and is a predicted model, not a curated record. Gene Ontology annotation, molecular function: protein dimerization activity.